AUUACUAAUUUGGUCCUCAAUCAAUUUUAACACGGUUUAAAAAUUUUAAAUUACUUGUGUGUAAAUCAUUCUUAAGUAUCACCGUAUGUAAGUUCCAAGUCUGUAAAUUAGAUAGGUGACUAGAACACGUAUUGUUGAAAGGUAUCAAAUUACGCGUCAAAGUGGCAGAGUUUGUACAUAUGUUGGGAAAAAUACAAAUAUAUGAAUCUAUAGUAGGAAUUCAAGAGCUGAAUGACAAAUACAUACGUAGGUUUCAGAUGAGACAUUAAAAGCAAUUCGUAAAAUAAAUAUCAAUAGGUUAAUCAGAAUUUUCAUCCUCAUAAUGUGGGUACCACUCGUCCCCACUUUACAUAGUUUAAAAUCUGAGAGCGAAUGAAAACAUGACGAAAUUUAUAUUUACUGCUCACUAAUCUGUCGGAAUAUACGCUUUAAUUUAAUAGACUAAACCAAAUUGUGGCCAACUUGAUCAAUCACAAAACUGGAAUUUCCAUAAUUGGGUGGUAUUCCCGCUUAUAUGUCAUACAUAAAUUAAUUCUUAUGCAAAUUAUACAUAUGUAUAUCUUCAUUAUUGUAAAAUUCGAUAGCCAUAAAUACAAGAAGAUCAUCCCGUAUUACCGAAUCAAUUUGUUAUCGGAAAACCCAUAAUGCGUACAUAUUUAACUAUUUGUAUUUAUGUGCAACUAAUCCUUAGUCAGUAUUCAAUCAUGUGUGGGAUUUAAAGUGUCCCGUAAUUUCAUCAGAUUUGAUCAAUGGAGUAGACGAGACGAAUUGCAAUAAUUGUACGAUAACUAUAAAUACAUAUGUAUGUAAAACUGGGAUUUCCCUACUGACCAGGCAACGAUUAACCGCUUAUCUCCGCUUAUCGAGACAUUGCCAAAUCUACUUAUUCUACUCCUAUGCAAAUUAAUCUAUGCAUACAUCUAUUUACAGGUCGAAUCAUUUAUUCGUGUGAGGGUUUGAGGCAAUCAAAGGUGGGUCAAUAAAAUUCAAAUCUGUUUUCAACCUCGGAUAUGUAGAUCAACUCAAAAAAUAGUUUUGUGAUUUUUUUUGUAAACACAAUUUGAAAAGUGCCCCCACGGUGCUCACUUGAAGUAGAGGUACUAGUAAAAGGCUUUUUCAGUCAAUUUUCCACGGGAAGCGUUAUAAAAAGGGCUUAAAUUAUAUUGCCAUGAAAUAAAUUUGCAAUAAAUUUGUAAAAUAGUGCAUGGUAGGCAUAUUCAAAUGCAAUCCAAGAGUCUAACAUCAUUAUCACUGCCGAGAAACUACCCAUUGCUGAACGCCCGAAAAAUCUGAAAAUUCCGUUGGGCGACGUAACCCACCAGGAAAUUCCCAAAUAACUGAAAUAACAGAGCAGCAUGUCCAACUGUUAAAUUGCAAUAAAUCAACUAUUCAGAGAGCAAUUAAAUCUGAUUUAGGAAACAUGAUAGCAAAAAUGACCUAUGUGGGUCUACGCAUUGAGAGACCACAAACUUUUCUCCACCUACUCCUGAGAAAACUCCGGCACUGCGAAAAAACGGACGAUGAUGAUUUUGAUCUUGCAAGAAGUCAAGACAUCCCUGAGUAUCAUCAAACACUGACCGAUUUGUUUAUUUCGGAUUUUUCAUCGUGGAAUGACAAUUUUUACAUAAGAGGAUUUACGAAUGUUGACUAAUUUUGGAACGCAUAGAAUAAUGAGUGGAAGAAAAACACCAUAGAAAAGCCCAUGGAGGUAUUUUUAUCGGGUAAAAAGCGAUGCAUUCUUAAAGUUAAGAACAAGGACCGUCAUAUCGAGCAUUUUUUCGCACUUGAAAAAAAUCCGGUUGUGGGUUAGAAAAAUCCGCAAAUCCUCCCACGAAUAAAUGAGUCACUCUCUGUAUCUGCUUGUGUUGAUAUUUCUCGUAUAAAAGCGCUCCAAAUUUUCCAUUUCUUAUCCACCUCUCCAGAACAAUCAAUCCAAUAAAAUAUCUCCCUUAACUCCUCAGCUCCACCAUGAAGUUGCUUCUCGUUCUCGCUGCUACCUUGGCAGUCGCAGCCGCCGGCACGGUCCACCCCGCCCUCAACCUCGCCAUUCAACAAGGCGCCACCGAAGCGAUCCUCGAACUGCCCCAGGUCAUGGACCAAGUCGAAGCCAGCCCAUCGCUCUACUCCCUCUCCGGUGACGCCAAGGUGUCCGCCCUCGUUGCCACGCUUCAAGGACUCACCUCCGCGGCUCAGGCCCCCUUCGUCCAAGUCGCUUCUUCCCUCGGCCUCGAGACCCAGACCUACUGGGGAUCCAACAUCAUCCUCGUCAAGGGCUUGACCCCCGAGACUCUCGCCACCUUGGCUGCCACCCCCGGAGAAUUCACCCUCCGCCAGCAAGUCACCGUCCGAAUGAGCCCAUCCAUUGCUGAGGCGACCAACGCUACGCAGAACCCGCAAUGGGGUGUUGCCAUGAUCAGGGCACCCGAAGCCUGGGAGCGCACUCAAGGCGAAGGCGUCGUCGUUUGUAUUAUCGACACCGGAGUUAAUCUUGGCCACGUGGCUCUCGCUGAUGCGUACGGAGGUGCCUGGAGCGACCCGUACUACAACACUGCCGGACCAACUGACCAACAAGGACACGGAUCCCAGUGCACGGGAAUCAUCCUCGGACGUGCCAAUGGCAUAGGUGUCGCCCCUGCUGCCCAAUGGGUCGCCUGCCGUGGACUUAACCACCAAGGAUCCGGAACUGAAGCUAAUCUCAUCUCCUGUGGUCAAUGGGUCUUGACGGCCAAUCCCAGACCAAACAUCGUCUCCAACUCGUGGGGUGGUGGUGCUGGGGAUCCAUUUUACAACACGGUCGUCUCUGCUUGGCGAUCGGCUGGGAUCAUCCCAGUUUUCGCGAUCGGAGGCUCAGGGGCAGCCUGCAGGACGGUCGGGUCCCCCGGAGAUCAACCCAACCUUAUCUCCGUUGGAGCCACCACUAACACCGACACCAUGGCGAGCUUCUCCCCCCGAGGACCCAACGCACAAGGAGAACUCAAACCAGAAAUCUCCGCACCAGGAAACAACAUCGUGUCGUGCGGAACAGGAGCUAACAAUUACAUCACCAUGUCUGGAACUUCAAUGGCCACCCCCCACACCGCUGGAGCCAUCGCUCUUCUCAUGUCUGCCAACCCAAGCUGGGGAUAUGACCAGAUCUUCACUGCUCUCACGACCACCCCAGCCCACCCAUUCUUGUCCAAUGCUGACAGGAACUGCGGACUUCCCGGACCUGGAGAUUUCCCAAAUCAAGCUUUCGGUUACGGACGUAUCGACGUUGCUGCUGCUCUUGGACUUUAAAUUGAGUGAUCACAACUUAUUUUAGUUAAAUCAAAUUAAUUUCAAAUUGGAAUUUUCCCAUAAAUAAAAUUUAUUUUCAAAAAUGAUCAACUUGACC
Molecule: messenger RNA, 3373 nt
Organism: Folsomia candida
Lineage: Eukaryota; Metazoa; Arthropoda; Collembola; Entomobryomorpha; Isotomidae
Product: bacillopeptidase F
Exons: 3
Coding region: 1969-3276 (435 amino acids)
Biological process (GO): proteolysis
Molecular function (GO): serine-type endopeptidase activity
Source: RefSeq, a predicted model, not a curated record